AUGAAAAUUGAUGGUGAAAUUUUCAAGCUAAAAAUACCAGCAGUAGCUUUGGACGUGCUUAAAGAUUAUCCAGGUUAUGUGUUACUGGAACAUGAAGCAGUGAAGAGGUUUGGAAUUCGAGCUCAGCCAUUAGAGCCCGGACAGGAGCUCAAGUCCAAUAGGAUUUAUUUUCUUGUAGACCUGCCAAAGCUUCCAGAGGAAAAGGUGCCUAGAAGGACAAGAUCUGCUGUUGCUGUGAGCGCCAAGGACAGGCUUGAAUUCCUCAAGUUAAAGCAAAGAUCAGCUUCUCAUCUUUCUGUCACGAGUUCCAGUACAGGCCCUGUUAGGGUUAAGAUGAGGCUUCCAAGGUCCCAGAUUGAAAAAUUGAUGGAGGAAAGCAGAGAUGAAGUUGAGAUAACAGAGAAAAUUCUUGAUCUUUGUUAUCAGAAUUCGGACAAAGAGAAGGCUCAGUUGAGGACCAAGCUUCGGGUACUCAGUUAG
This is a messenger RNA of Fraxinus pennsylvanica, 480 nucleotides long. NCBI's taxonomy places the organism in Eukaryota, Viridiplantae, Streptophyta, Magnoliopsida, Lamiales, Oleaceae. The record is from the annotation of a GenBank genome assembly.